AUGCUGUCCGCCGUCGGAAACCCGCGGCAGCUUGCCACGCAGCUGCUCAACUUUGGCAUGAUCUUGUCGACAGCCUUCAUGAUUUGGAAGGGCCUGUGUGUCGCCACCGACUCGUCGUCCCCCAUUGUCGUCGUCCUCUCGGGCUCCAUGGAGCCGGCGUUCCAGCGAGGCGACCUCCUUCUGCUAUGGAACCGCAACUUGUUCCAGGAGUCGGGCGUUGGAGAGGUUGUUGUGUACAACGUGGAUGGCAAGGACAUUCCGAUUGUCCACCGGAUUGUGCGCAAGUUUGGGACUGGUCCCACGGCGAAACUGCUCACCAAGGGCGACAACAACGUAGCCGACGACACGGACCUGUACGCCCGCAAGCAGGACUACCUCGAGCGGAAGGACAUUGUGGGCAGCGUGGUGGGGUUUGUGCCGUUUGUCGGCUACGUCACGAUCAUGCUGACGGAACACCCGUGGCUGAAGACGGUGAUGCUGGGCAUUAUGGGCUUGGCGGUGGUCCUGCAGAGGGAGUAG
This is a messenger RNA of Sporothrix brasiliensis 5110, 519 nucleotides long. Its product is annotated as signal peptidase protein, endoplasmic reticulum-type. The record is from RefSeq and is a predicted model, not a curated record. Gene Ontology annotation, molecular function: serine-type endopeptidase activity. The coding region runs from base 1 to 519 and encodes 172 amino acids. Lineage: Eukaryota; Fungi; Ascomycota; Sordariomycetes; Ophiostomatales; Ophiostomataceae. The transcript has 3 exons. Gene Ontology annotation, cellular component: membrane; signal peptidase complex.